Molecule: messenger RNA, 912 nt
Organism: Bipolaris maydis ATCC 48331
Lineage: Eukaryota; Fungi; Ascomycota; Dothideomycetes; Pleosporales; Pleosporaceae
Product: zinc-binding domain-containing protein
Source: RefSeq, a predicted model, not a curated record
AUGAGCCUUUGUGUGUUGUGCAACCGCACUUUCGGCAGCGGAAAAGCACUCAAACAACAUGAAGAGAACUCACCAAAGCAUGCGGAAACCUUUGGGUGUAAGCCAUGCAACCGCUCCUUUGGUAGCCUAGACGCACUCGGUCAGCACCAAGACAACUCUCUAGCUCACCGAAAACCCAGAAAAGACUCAGCCUUAUCUUCCGUCACGCCUGUUUCAUUGGCCCCCUAUGCCCCUUUGCAGUUUUCGACGUCCUCUAAUGUCCGCUCAACAAUACGCAACGAUCGGCGCAGUGGUCACGCCGUGACAGAAAACAUUUCCCACACAAACUCGACCUUUGACCUGCCAUUCGCAGUACUUCAAAGCCGAAUGCAAGCUCUUACUAUACCGGAUCUACAGACAUCUAUUGUAGCGGCAAAAAUCUAUCAAGCGCAUAUCAACACGCGGCAAGAGGAGACAAGGACCUUCUUCACAUUCCCCGAAUUGCACCAGAGUGUCGCCGAAGCCGUCGCGCCUUCGAUAAUCUCGACAUGGUUCAACAACGACAUAGAUGCUCAUUUCAAUAACAAGCAUACAACGUGUGUUAUGGGAAAGUUUACAUGCGACAACAACGCAUGCAGGAAGAAAAGGUGGAGCAGCAAAGUGGUAGCAACCUGGAUUCAAGGAUAUCCUCGUAAUGGGUACAACGCUAUCGUGUUCAACCAACGCUGCGAAUCUUGCAACUGCCUGGGGAGCUUCAAGCUGGAUGAGAAAUCAUACGUUGAUCGGAUUGCAUACAGACUCAAGAAAUGGGCAGGCGUGAUCGUGGAGCCACCACCAUUUCCUCUCAAGACUACACCACGGCAUGAAACAGAUCUGUGCGAAGGCUGUAAGGUGGGAAAGUGUCCAAAGACACCAAAGCUCGGGUUUUCCUAG